AACAAAGUAGAGUGAAUAACUUAAAGUAGACCAAAAGAAAAUUGUAAGGAAAAUCCCAACUCUUCUACAACCUUCUAUUCCUUUCGCGCACAUAGAGAAUUCAAAGCCCUUCUUAACCACCACCCCCCCCCCCCCCCUCUCUUGCGGCAAAAGAAAAAAAACACUUCCAAUACAAGAAAAAACCGAACUAAAUUUCAAAAUCUCCCAUUUUAUCCUCAAAAAUGGCCUCAAGAAGGCUAACAAGGUCCGCUUUUUUGGCCAUUAAAGCAUCAAAAGCCUCAACUCGUUACCUGUUCCGCGCUCGCGCCAUCUCCGCCGCUGCUUGUACUUUGCGUAAUUCCCUCAUUUCGCCUCAUCGGUCUCAAAAUUUCAACGAAGUGGCGGAGAACAACGGCGGCUUCUUCUCUCUCACUCGCAGCUAUCACUCUUCUCCUCCACUUUACUCUUCUGCCACUAGCCCUGCGCAGAUCAACCAAUCAGAUUACACUGAUAUGGCCUGGGAGGGCCUUGUUGGGGCUGUUCAAGCGGCAAAGGAUAGCAAACAGCAAAUGGUGGAAUCUGAACACUUAAUGAAAGCUCUUUUAGAACAAAAGGAUGGGUUGGCUAGAAGGAUUUUCACAAAAGCAGGGCUUGACAACACUUCUGUUCUGCAGGCUACCGAUGACUUUAUAUCGAAGCAGCCUAAAGUGAUGGACACAAGUAACUCUAUAAUGGGAUCAAAUCUUAGCUCCCUUUUAGACAAUUCUCGAAAGCAUAAGAAAGAGAUGGGAGAUAAUUUUGUUUCGGUGGAACAUUUUGUCCUAGCAUUUACCUCAGAUAAGAGGUUUGGGCAGCAGUUGUUCGAGAACCUCCAGCUUAGUGAGCAUGCUUUGAAGGAUGCCAUUAAAGCUGUUCGUGGAAAUCAGCGUGUAACUGAUCAAAAUCCUGAAGGAAAAUACGAGGCACUUGAAAAGUAUGGGAAUGACUUGACUGAGCUUGCUAAGCGUGGCAAACUAGAUCCUGUUAUUGGUCGUGAUGAUGAAAUAAGGCGGUGCAUCCAGAUACUAUCAAGACGAACAAAAAAUAACCCUGUUAUAAUUGGGGAGCCUGGUGUGGGGAAAACAGCAAUUGCUGAAGGAUUGGCUCAAAGGAUUGUACGGGGAGAUGUUCCUGAACCGCUGUUAAACCGAAAGUUGAUCUCCCUAGACAUGGGUUCCUUGUUGGCUGGUGCCAAGUUUCGUGGAGAUUUUGAGGAAAGGUUGAAAGCUGUGCUGAAGGAAGUUACUGCUUCAAAUGGCCAGAUUAUUUUAUUCAUUGAUGAGAUACACACGGUUGUUGGUGCAGGGGCUACUGGUGGCGCAAUGGAUGCUGGGAAUUUGUUAAAGCCAAUGCUGGGGAGAGGUGAGCUGCGAUGCAUAGGAGCUACUACAUUGGAUGAGUACAGGAAAUACAUUGAGAAGGAUCCUGCACUUGAGCGCAGAUUUCAACAAGUGUUUUGUGGUCAGCCAUCUGUUGAAGAUACAGUAUCAAUUCUUCGAGGCUUGCGUGAACGCUAUGAGCUACAUCACGGUGUUAAAAUAUCUGACAGUGCUCUUGUUUCAGCGGCAGUUCUUGCUGACCGCUAUAUAACAGAACGUUUUCUGCCUGACAAAGCCAUUGAUCUUGUUGAUGAAGCUGCUGCAAAACUUAAGAUGGAGAUCACUUCUAAGCCCACAGAGUUGGAUGAGAUAGAUAGAGCUGUUCUGAAGUUGGAGAUGGAGAAGCUAUCCCUUAAAAAUGACACUGAUAAAGCAUCCAAAGAAAGGUUAAGCAAGCUGGAAAAUGAUUUGAACUCACUGAAACAGAAACAGAAAGAAUUAACUGAACAGUGGGAUCAUGAGAAGGCUCUUAUGACUAGAAUCCGAUCAGUGAAAGAAGAGAUUGAUAGAGUUAAUCAAGAAAUGGAAGCUGCUGAACGUGAGUAUGAUCUAAGUCGUGCUGCCGAGCUUAAAUAUGGAACUUUAAUGUCUCUUCAACGCCAGUUAGAAGAGGCUGAAAAGAAUCUUGCUGAGUUUCAAAAGUCUGGGAAGUCUUUGCUCCGUGAAGAGGUUACUGAUCUUGAUAUUGCUGAAAUUGUUAGCAAAUGGACCGGCAUACCUUUAUCAAACCUUCAACAGUCAGAAAGGGACAAGCUAGUCUUGCUGGAAAAGGAACUUCAUAAGAGAGUGAUUGGUCAAGAUAUUGCAGUAAAAUCGGUAGCCGAUGCAAUCAGACGCUCGAGGGCAGGAUUAUCUGACCCAAAUCGUCCAAUAGCUAGUUUCAUGUUCAUGGGCCCCACUGGUGUUGGGAAAACUGAGCUUGCAAAGGCUCUAGCUGGUUUCCUUUUCAAUACAGAAAAUGCUCUGGUCAGAAUUGAUAUGAGUGAGUACAUGGAAAAGCAUGCAGUUUCACGCUUGGUUGGGGCACCACCGGGCUAUGUUGGUUAUGAAGAGGGCGGACAACUCACUGAAGUUGUUCGUAGGCGGCCCUAUUCUGUAGUUCUUUUUGAUGAAAUUGAGAAAGCUCAUCAUGACGUAUUCAAUAUUUUGCUACAGCUAUUGGAUGAUGGAAGGAUAACUGACUCUCAGGGAAGGACUGUUAGUUUUACAAAUUGUGUAGUAAUAAUGACUUCAAAUAUCGGCUCUCACUACAUUUUGGAAACUCUCCAGUCUACAUAUGACAGCAAGGAUGCUGUUUACAAUGUGAUGAAAAAACAGGUGGUUGAGUUGGCAAGACAGACUUUCCGCCCGGAGUUCAUGAACCGGAUUGAUGAGUAUAUUGUUUUCCAGCCUCUUGACUCCAAAGAAAUCAGUAAAAUAGUUGAGUUACAGAUGGUGCGGUUAAAAGAUAGACUGCGACAGAAGAAAAUCUAUCUGCGCUACACAAAGGAAGCUGUUGAACUUCUGGGGACACUGGGAUUUGACCCUAACUUUGGAGCAAGGCCAGUUAAGAGGGUGAUACAACAAUUAGUGGAGAACGAAGUUGCAAUGGGAGUGAUGAGAGGAGAUUUCAAGGAGGAAGACUCGAUCAUUGUUGAUGUGGAGUCCUUGCCGUCGGUGAAGGACCUUCCCCCCCAAGAUAAGUUAUGCAUUAAGAAAUUGGAGAGCAGUUCUCCAUUAGAUGUUAUGGUUGCAAAUGAUUAGCGCUGCCUUUAGGAGAUGUUUAUCAUUCGUACAUAUACAAGCAGUUCUAGGUUAAAUAAUGUUAUACUUGAUUUGAGUUCCUUUCCACAUUUCAAAGUCAAAACAAAGAUAUUGUGAUGAAUCAGGGGUACUCGAACGCUUUUUCAUAGCAUUCCACUUUAUUUAUAUAUAAAAAAACCUUAUAGUUUCUCAUAUAUAUAUAUAUAUAUAUUCAUGUAUAUUUCAUUUUUAAAAUUUUGGAUCAUUUUGAAGUCUUUUCGGGUUCAAAAUAGUUUUGGGUUAUUAUGAUUUCUGAUUUUAAUUUGGAUGACUGAUUUGGGUUCUAGUGAUUUUAGGUUUGAAUUAUUUCAUAUUCGAGUUAGUUUUGUGUUUAGGUCAUUUUAAAGCAAGUCGAUUUGGGUUUGGGGUUUGUCAAUUUUAUAUAGCCAAAUCAAGUUGAGUUGGUUUGAGUUUGAGUCGGUAUGAGUUUUAUCAAGCCAAAUUUGGUUGAAUUUGAGUUAAAUUAAUAGAAUCAGGUUUUAGGUCUAAGAUCAGAAUUACUCGUCUAAUUCACGACAUUUGAGUCUCGACACCCCGAAAAAAAAAUGCAGCAGUGACAUUUGCCGAUGCUAAAACUGGGCGGAUUGAAGCGAAAGAAGACAGCAUGUAAAGCAAGGCAGGCAAGUACUUUUUAUUUGUUUAUUUACUUUUCCAUUCUUUGCAAUGUAUGUGUUCCUUCCCAUCCUACCGUAUAAUUAUUGAAUUUUAUCGAGGAAAUGUCUGUUUCCCAUCACCUUUCCAACCUAAGAACUUACACAAUCAAUCAAGGCAUGGAAAGAUAAUAGACAGUUUGAGUUAUCCCUAGUAGUGCAGUGGGGCCUGAGCUCUUCCUUAAAUUGGAGUAAGCUUUUUUGAUGAGGGGAGCUGGAGGGCACUGAUGAGACUGCCGUGACGUCCCUCCUUGUCUUUGGUAUCCAAUUCCAACAUCAGUUGUCCUUUGCACGUUCCCUCGUUCAAGGCAUUUUUGUACGCUACCUUAAUCCUACUUGAGCCGAACUUUACUAUUCAUAUUUGAAUUUUUAUUUCUAAUCUAUAUGGAUUUGACAGA
Messenger RNA from Gossypium arboreum, 4227 nucleotides. Its product is annotated as chaperone protein ClpB3, mitochondrial. Gene Ontology annotation, molecular function: ATP binding; ATP hydrolysis activity. The record is from RefSeq and is a predicted model, not a curated record. The transcript is spliced from 10 exons. The coding region runs from base 222 to 3140 and encodes 972 amino acids. NCBI's taxonomy places the organism in Eukaryota, Viridiplantae, Streptophyta, Magnoliopsida, Malvales, Malvaceae. Gene Ontology annotation, biological process: protein refolding; cellular response to heat. Gene Ontology annotation, cellular component: cytoplasm.